CCCCCCUGUUCAAGAACCCCGGUCGAAUUAAAAAAAAAAAAAAAAGACCAGAGCAAAGUAGCCAGCGAGACGAGCGGCACAGACAGCGAACCCGAGAGACGAAAACGAACGAGCCCAGCCAAACGAGCCCAGCCAGUAGCCCUUCAGCUCUCUGCCCCCUGCCCCAGCCAAUGCGCAGUGGCCACAAUGUCCGAUAGACCUUUCCACAGAGGCGGCCGCGGUGGCGGUGACCGAGGAGGCGGCGGCGGCGGUUACCGAGGCGGACGAGGAGGAGGCCGCGGUGGUGCUGGCGGUGCUGGAGCUGGCGGUGCUCAGGCCGAGAGGCCCAAGAAGGAGAACAUCCUGGACCUGGCCAAGUACAUGGACAAGGCCAUCAUCGUCAAGUUCAACGGCGGUCGAGAAGUCCGCGGCACGCUCAAGGGCUAUGACGCCCUCAUGAACCUCGUCCUCGAUGAAGUCCAAGAAACCCUCCGAGAUGACCAGGGCAACGAAACAACGCGAUCACUGGGUCUUGUAGUCGUUCGGGGGACGCUUCUAGUCCUCAUCAGCCCAGCGGAUGGCAGCGAAGAAAUCCCAAACCCUUUUGGCGCAGCGGCAGACGAGUAACACCAGCACGACAACAAUAACCCGUAUGAUGAUGUCUUCCGACGACAUUUCUUCUUCUUCGUUGAGAGGGGGGAGAAUUUUGUGAAAGGGAGGAGUAAACAAGGAAAAUGAAGAUAUAAAAAAAAAACAAUAGAAAAAAGGAGCCUUCAGUUUUGAUACCAUCAAUUAUAAAACAGAAUGGAUGAAGAAAAAAAAAGAACGAGGGGAUGUGUAGUUUGGGUGUUUUCUGUUUUAGAUAUAUGUAUGUAUGUAAUACCUAUCUGCUCUCGAGAGACAAGUGAUGGGAGCGUUUGAUCAAGACGAGCGAUCAAAACAAGAGAAUGGCUGGCGAGUUUGGUUCCGAUGCCGACUGCCUCUCCAUCUCCUAGAUAGGAGGAGGAAUGGGUAGGUAGUUUGUUUGUUUACAUCUACCUAUACUUGGCCAAGCAUGGGAAGCUGCCAAAGAUGGAAGUAAUAGAUGGAGAGAGAGAGAAAUGCCUUCCAAGCCAUCAGUACAUCUUGCCAC
Molecule: messenger RNA, 1111 nt
Organism: Trichoderma atroviride IMI 206040
Lineage: Eukaryota; Fungi; Ascomycota; Sordariomycetes; Hypocreales; Hypocreaceae
Biological process (GO): mRNA splicing, via spliceosome; nuclear-transcribed mRNA catabolic process
Cellular component (GO): spliceosomal tri-snRNP complex; U2-type prespliceosome; U12-type spliceosomal complex
Molecular function (GO): RNA binding
Source: RefSeq, a predicted model, not a curated record